AUGGGGUCGAGUAGGCUGAACGUCGGCGAUGAAGCCCAAGCUGGGUCGGCCGCGAAACCCGUCGUGUGCUUCCUGGGCCCGGUAUCGUCGUAUACGCAUCAGGCGACAAUGGAGACGUUUCCCGCUGACAAGUUCGAGCUGAUGCCCGUGGUCACGAUCAAGGACAUCUUCGACACGACGCAGUCGGGCCGCGCGACCUAUGGCGUGGUGCCCUUCGAGAACUCGACCAACGGGUCCGUGGUCUUCACGCUGGACCACUUCGCGGACCGGUCCAACGCGUAUCCGGACCUGAACGUGUGCCGCGAGAUUUAUCUUGAUGUGCACCACUGCAUCCUCGGGCACAUCGCGCCAUCAUCUUCCUCCCCUUCUUCUUCACAGUUACAGUCACAGAACCCCUCCUCCUCUAUAUUGCAACAACCGCAGUCACAACCUGAAAGCAGCCGUGAGGACAAACCCUCAUCCUCAGCCCCCAAACCUCCCAACGACAAGGACGACAAACCCGCCACCGCCCAGCCCCUGCACUCCCUAGCCCACAUCCAGCGCAUCUACAGCCACCCGCAGGCCUUCGGGCAGUGCACGCGGUUCCUAGGCGCCCACCUGCGCGGCGUCGAGACCGUCGACAUGUCGUCGACGAGCCGGGCGGCCGAGCUCGCGCUCGCCGACACAACCAAAACCAGCGCCGCCAUCUCGAGCCUGGCCGCGGCCGAGCUGCUGGGCGAUGGGAUCGACGUGCUGGCGCGCAACGUCGAGGACCGCGAUGAUAACACGACGCGGUUUUUUGUGCUGCGGCGGGGGACUGCUACUUCCCCAUCGGAGGAGGAGGAAUUGCUACUGACAAGAGCAGUAUCAGGAGACGAAAAGACACAGCCGCAGAAACCGGGAGAGGGCAGCGCAGUAACAGAAGAGGCCGCCGACAAGAAAGCAUCAACCACCACCCGCCACCGCCCGACCAAAUCCCUAGUAUCCUUCACGGUCCCUCACCAUGCGCCCGGCGGCCUCGCCGCCGUGCUGGACUGCUUCCGCCGCGGCGGGCUGAACCUGACCAGCAUCAGCAGCCGGCCGAGCCUGGCGGGGGCCUUCCAGUACGUGUUCUUCGUCGAGUUCGAGGGGCACCGGUUCGCGGAUCCGGAGGGACGGGUUGGUGAGGUGCUGGAGGGUGUCGGUGAGGUGGCGCGGAGUUGGCGGUGGUUGGGGAGUUGGGAGGAUAUGCUUCGGGGGCGGCGGUAG
Anthostomella pinea is the source of this 1227-nucleotide messenger RNA. The record is from the annotation of a GenBank genome assembly. NCBI's taxonomy places the organism in Eukaryota, Fungi, Ascomycota, Sordariomycetes, Xylariales, Xylariaceae.